Vicugna pacos (alpaca) is the source of this 4619-nucleotide messenger RNA. RefSeq names its product UTP15 small subunit processome component (gene UTP15). NCBI's taxonomy places the organism in Eukaryota, Metazoa, Chordata, Mammalia, Artiodactyla, Camelidae. The record is from RefSeq and is a predicted model, not a curated record. Gene Ontology annotation, molecular function: protein binding. Gene Ontology annotation, cellular component: nucleolus. Gene Ontology annotation, biological process: rRNA processing; positive regulation of transcription by RNA polymerase I.
CGACAGGCCUGGCGGUUCUCUUCGUAGUGUGUUUCGGAGCCUCCUGGGGGGUCCGCGUGAUUUUCCGCGGUGUUCGUACAGUCCCAGGAAGGGGCUGGUGGAGUCCGAGGACUUAUCUUGAGGCCGGAGUGUCUCGGCGGACCUUCGGGGUUCACCGGAGACGUAAGGCAGAGUCACUUUAAUUAUUUCUAACACUGAUUUCAAACUACUUAUCCUUGGAUAACAGUCCAGUUAUAUUAAAGUAUGGCUGGUUAUAAGCCUGUAUCGAUCCAGACAUAUCCUAUACUUGGUGAAAAAAUCACCCAAGAUACACUGUACUGGAAUAACUAUAAGACCCCUGUUCAGAUCAAGGAGUUUGGUGCAGUGUCAAAAGUAGACUUUUCUCCACAGCCUCCAUAUAAUUAUGCUGUCACAGCUUCUUCAAGGAUUCACAUUUAUGGCCGAUACUCCCAAGAACCUAUAAAAACCUUUUCACGGUUUAAAGACACGGCGUACUGUGCUACUUUUCGACAGGAUGGUAGACUGCUUGUGGCGGGCAGUGAAGAUGGUGGCGUUCAGCUUUUUGAUAUAAGUGGGAGGGCUCCCCUCAGGCAGUUUGAAGGCCAUACUAAAGCAGUACAUACAGUAGAUUUUACAGCUGACAAAUAUCAUGUGGUCUCUGGGGCUGAUGAUUAUACAGUUAAAUUAUGGGAUAUUCCAAACUCCAAGGAAAUUCUGACAUUCAGAGAACAUUCUGAUUAUGUGAGGUGUGGAUGUGCUAGCAAACUGAAUCCAGAUCUCUUUGUAACAGGGUCAUAUGAUCAUACUGUGAAGGUGUUUGAUGCACGAACAAACCAGAGCAUUAUCUCUGUUGAACAUGAGCAGCCAGUGGAGAGUGUCCUUCUUUUUCCUUCUGGAGGUCUUCUGGUAUCAGCAGGAGGUCGUUAUGUUAAAGUCUGGGACAUACUGAAAGGAGGACAGCUACUAGUGUCUUUGAAAAAUCAUCAUAAAACUGUGACGUGUUUAUGUCUGAGCAGCUCUGGACAGAGGUUACUCUCUGGCUCACUGGAUAGGAAGGUGAAAGUAUAUAGCACAACUUCCUACAAAGUAGUCCACAGUUUUGAUUAUGCAGCUUCUAUUUUGAGUCUUGCACUUGCACAUGAGGAUGAGACAAUAGUUGUAGGAAUGACCAAUGGAAUACUGAGUGUUAAACAUCGGAAAUCUGAAGCAAAGAAGGAAUCUGUUCCCAGGAGACGAAGGCCUGCGUAUCGAACUUUUAUUAAAGGAAAAAAUUACAUGAAACAGCAGGAUGACAUUUUGAUCAACAAGCCAUCAAAGAAACACCUAGAAUUGUAUGACAGGGAUCUGAAAAACUUCCGGAUCUCUAAAGCACUUGAUAGAGUCCUUGAGCCCGGUUGUACAAUAAAGACGCCUGAGAUUACAGUUUCCAUCAUAAAGGAGCUAAAUCGAAGAGGAGUUCUUGCAAAUGCCCUUGCAGGUCGAGAUGAAAAGGAGAUCAGUCGUGUUCUUAAUUUUUUGAUAAGGAAUCUGUCUCAGCCAAGAUUUGCCCCUGUUUUGAUCAAUGCUGCUGAAAUAAUUAUUGAUAUAUAUCUGCCUGUGAUUGGUCAAUCACCUGUAGUUGAUAAGAAGUUUUUGGUACUUCAAGGACUUGUAGAAAAAGAGAUUGAUUACCAAAGAGAACUACUAGAAACCUUGGGGAUGAUGGAUAUGCUUUUUUCUACCAUGAUGAGUAAAGAAAGCACUUCUGUGUUGCAGCAUUCAUCUGAGGGAACUCUAGAGAACAAGAAGAUGAAAUCAUAGUAUCUGCUCACCAAGACACAUAAGAACUCCUAACUUGGAAUAGAAUUGAUGCUUUUAACUAUCGGGAAGAGAAUCUCUUUGAUACAUUUUUUAAAAAUCUAUUUACAGAAGCAAUUUUAUGAAAGGCUGGAAUAACUAUGAGUAGAAAAUAAGAACCUGUUUUAAGGCAUGGUUUUCCAUGUGAUAUUUUGAAUCACUUCAUGGCAUCUUCAGCUUGGAAGGUCUCAGUUGUUUUGGUCAUAGUGUAUGUCCAUCUCGGACAAGUUGAUACUAAUUUUUCACAAGAGAGUUCUGUUUCAGCGUUUGGGUGGGCAUUCAGAAUUCUGGAGGGGGUUUCAACUGGGAAUCCUGCCAGAGGAACGGGGCUUUAUUUUUUCUUUAUCCGGGAAAAAUAACAACAAUAACAACAACAAAACAAACAGCAAGAACAAGUCAAGUCUUUCUUCACUCUAAUCAGUGCCCUUGGGAUCCCCAGGCCCCAGCUGAGUUUGCCUCCCUCUCCUUGGUGUCAUCACUCGCCCCAGGUCACAUGUUCCCCUUCAGCUGGUAUUUUGACUGUAUCUGUUCCAAGUGUGGCAGAUUAGUGGCCAACUCUGAAUAACUGACACUAGUUGGACAUGUAUUCAGAGAAUGUGAUGAGGGAGAUUUGAUACCUAAAAAUUGUGCUCUCCGUCCCUUGUUUUCUUUUUAGUUCUGUGAUCUUGUAUGUUUAUCAGAGCAAGGUCUGCAGAUUGACCUUACGGACCGUGGUUUUCCACUUUCCCUCAACAUGCAGCUUUUCUACUGGGUUUUCAGCUUGCUUCAGGUCAGGGGAAUGACAACAUUUGCUGGUUCUGUCAUGAUAAACAGCCUUUCAGCCUUUUUUAUACAUAUGUUUGGAGCUUAUUUUGUAGCCACCUACCCCUCUGAAAACUGUUUUCUCUGAUCUGUAUUUAGAUUUUUAUUUUUUCUCUAUUCACAUCAUCUUGUGUUUCAGAACCCCAAGCCAGAGUAGCUUGCUUUGGAAAAUAGUUGUAUUUUUUUAAAAGUUUAAUGUAAGUCACAUUUUUUAUAAAGAGAUCUUAUUUUUCUUCUUGGAUUUCUGAGUUGUAUUAAGUCCUGAUGGAUGGUCACUGGCUUGUGACUCCUAGCAGACUGAUUUUAUAUUUGCUACCCUUUCUGCCUUCCCUCAGUUCCUGUUCCACCUCAAGUAGUUAAUUAUCUAUAAGGAAAUAUGUCUUAGGCUAGUUAAAGGGAGAUUUUGUAAUGGGAAUUUCUUAAAAUUUCAGUUCUGUGAAUUCAGAUAUAUUUUUUAAAGCAGAAAAAAUACUCCUAUGUUCUGCUAAGGGCAUGUGCUCAAACAUACUGUCUGGUCUCCCAAAUGAAUUGAUUUAAGCAAUCAUACAGCCCAGUGGGUUGUAAGAAACCAGGAGUUUGCUUCCCUGAGUAAUUACGAGAUUAGUCAAGGUCAGAAACUGUGUUUUCAUGUUAAGAAGGGCUAAUUUAUUUAAAUAAACUUUGUAUUUAAAAGCUUUUUUAAAAUUUAACUUCAUAAACAUGCUGAUAAUUUGUAUAAUAGUAAAAAUGAAAAGUUGAAAUUCUAUCAAAAACUAGCUGCCAUCAACUAUAUAACGUGACAAGGGUUUUUCCCAGACAUGUAUUUUAUUUGAUUCUUACUACAGCCGUCCAAAGUUGGUAAUCUCACUUAGCAUUGAAUUUACUAGAGUAGUUAAUUCACCCUUAAAUCCCCCAAGCUUGAGUUCUUCAUUCCAGCUCUGAACUGGCCUGCACACUGGGGCAGAAAGCACUCAUUCCCUUUAGUAGAAUUCACUGAAUGCUGCCGGUUUUAGAUGAGAUAUGUAGUAAUCACACAUUUUCAAAAAGGUUAGGAAACAAUUCUUACAGCCAUCAAUACUUCAGUGUUAAGUUUAGGAACAGGUUUUAUAUUCAUUGGGACAAACUAGUAUUUGCUGUUUGAAGUAGUACUUGAACACAGCUAACAUAAUACAGUAUGUAACAAUGGCAUUCAGUUCUAAUUUAAAAUGCCUAACAGAGUUUUAAACUUGUGAAUUGUAGUUGAAAGGUUUUUUAUGAUGUUUCUGAGACUGCAGAAAUACUGAACUAUUUCAGAGAACUAAGAAAGUCACUGUACAUUUAAUUUAUUGUAUUUAUAAGUUAAGCACUUGGGAAGGUUUUUCUUGUUGGGUCAAGUGUUUGAUUUGCUAUUUGUAAGAAAAUCAAAUAUCUUAAAUAUAUGCAUACUGUUAAUUUGUUAAGACUUUGGAUUAUAAAUGGGAUUGUUUAGAGAAAUUCAUCUCUAUCAAACAUUAAUUAAAAGCCCCAUUAAAAAUGAUUAUUAAAACAUAAUGGUUUUCUGAAUGGGAUAUUUGUAAGUUAAAAGUUUAAGGAAAGCUUUAAAAUACUUAAAUUUUAACAAGUAACUAUAAGUUGUCUUUCCCAUGAACAAAAUGCCCUUUCAGACAGACCUUAAAAAACAUUGAUAAGUAGGAUACACGCCUCUUCCCCUGGCCAUAGUUAGCUGCUCCAGGGGUAGUACACUUGGCUCAAGCCCUCUCUAAGCAGGGAGUUGUAAUUUGUGUCAUCAAAUUCUUGAUCUGAGAAAGUGUGGGAGGCUGGGAACGCUGUGUUUGAGUCAUGAGAAGAGGAAGCUGGUCUGCAGAGAGAAUGAAAGUCCAGAGGAAAUAAGACAAGGCCAUCCUGCCUCAGCAGGUCAGGCUAGAGAGAAAGGGUCUUAGUUCUCUGGUUUCUGUUUCCCUUCUGGCUCCUCCCCUUAGGGGCUCCAUGAGUCUUUGGAAUCCCUCUAAUAAAUUCUGCUUAGG